This is a messenger RNA of Diabrotica virgifera virgifera (western corn rootworm), 1666 nucleotides long. RefSeq names its product keratin-associated protein 5-6. Bases 86 to 403 code for a protein of 105 amino acids. Lineage: Eukaryota; Metazoa; Arthropoda; Insecta; Coleoptera; Chrysomelidae. The record is from RefSeq and is a predicted model, not a curated record. The transcript is spliced from 2 exons.
UCUUAUCACUACCUGUAAAGUUCCACGUUCUGUGCUUUUUCUAUAAAUAACGAAAAAAAAAUAAACGCAUUUUCUAACCGUAAUAAUGCUUCGUUUUAUUUUAUUAUCAAGCAUGGUACUUUGUUGUGCAAUUCCAGUUAUAUUUGGUUCAUCAACUAAUCAAUGUAACCAAAAUAAGAAAGAUUGUGAACCGACGUAUUGUGAGAAUAAGAUAUUUCAUUGUCCUAUUCAACUACCCUGUAACAAGACGGAAGGACAGAAAAUAUGGCCAGAGCAGUGCGUAUGUUGUAAGACUUGUUUUAAAACAGUGUCUGAAGGCGAACCAUGUGGAGGUGAUCCCAUAUACGCAGUAUGUGCAAAUGGUUUAAAAUGUUGCAGCAACGUGUGCCGAAAAGUCGACUAAAGUAUGAAAAAUAUACUGAAAGUACAUUAAUUUUUUUUCUUGUAUAUACAGGGUGUCCCGAAAAGAUUGGUCAUAAAUUAUACCACAUAUUCUGUGGUCAAAAAUAGAUUGAUUGAACCUCACUUACCUAUAUACAAUAGUGCACACAAAAAAAGUUACAGCCCUUUCAAGUUACAAAAUGAAAAUCGAUUUUUUUAAUAUAUCGAAAACUCUUAGAGAUUUUUUAUUGAAAAUAAACAUGUGGCAUUCUUAUGGCAGCAACAUCUUAAAAAAAUAAAUGAAAUUUAUGCACCCCAUAAAAAUUUUUUGGGGGUUUUGUUCCCUUCAACCCCCCAAACUUCUGUGUACGUUCCAAUUAAAUUAAUAUUGUGACACCAUUAGUUAAACAAAAGGUGUCUAAAACUUUUUUGUCUCUUAGUACUUUUUCGAUAAGCCAGUUUUUAUCGAGAUAUUUUGAAUAUUUUUCGAAUCCACCACAUAUUUUUAUAUCGUUAAGUACUAAGUACGAUUAAAUAGACCUGUUAAUAAUCUGAAAAUUUAUUUAUAAUUUACAUUUUUAGGUAUAUUUUGAAAAAGUAGCCGCAUCUCGAUAAAAGGUGACUUAUCAAAAAAAGACUAAGAGACAAAAAAGUUUUAAAACACUGUGUUUAACUAAUAGUACCACAAUAAUAGUUUAAUUGGAACGUACACAAACAUUUGGAGGUUUAAAGGAACAAAAAAUCCCCAUAAAAUAUUUAUGUAAAUAUAUUAAAAAAAAAGAAGCUGCAUCUCGAUAAAAACUGGCUUACCGAAAAAAUACUAAGGGGCAAAAAAGGUUUAAAACGUUGUGUUUAACUAAUGGUACCACAAUAAUGAAUUAAUUGGAACGUACAAAAAAGUUUGGGGGGGUUUAAGGGAACAAAACCCCCAUAAAAUUUUUAUGUGGUGGACAAAUUUCACUAUAAUUUUGUUUUAAGAUGUUCCUGCCAUAAGAAUGAUACAUGUCAAUUUUCAAUAAAAAAAUCUCUAAUAGUUUUCCAUAUAUUGAAAAAAAUCCAUUUUCAUUUUGUAACUUCAAAGGGCUGUAACUUUUUUAUGAGCAUAUUUGUACUAAAGUAAGUUAGGUUUAAUCGAAUUAUUUUUGACCCCAAAAUGUGUGGUAUCAUUUAUGACCAAUCUUUUUGGGACACUCUGUAUAAACGGGUAAUUUAAUUAUUGUUGUUGUUUACAUUAAAUAAAAUAUGUUUUAACACUCUUAAGAAAUAAACACAUUUCCUUACUGUA